Molecule: messenger RNA, 1110 nt
Organism: Centrocercus urophasianus (Greater sage-grouse)
Lineage: Eukaryota; Metazoa; Chordata; Aves; Galliformes; Phasianidae
Product: riboflavin-binding protein-like
Exons: 7
Coding region: 92-946 (284 amino acids)
Cellular component (GO): external side of plasma membrane
Molecular function (GO): signaling receptor activity; riboflavin transmembrane transporter activity; riboflavin binding
Source: RefSeq, a predicted model, not a curated record
GUGGAAAGCGAGCAGAGCCAUGCACUGUGCUUCUGUUCUAGGGAGAAGUUUCACCCAGAAGGCAGCAAAAGAGGAAAAGAACUGAACAACAAUGCUGAGGUUUGCCAUCACCCUCCUUGCUGUCAUCACAUCAUCUACCUGCCAGCAGUAUGGAUGUCUGGAAGGGGACACCCACAAAGUGAAGCCAAGUCCAGAGCCAAACAUGCAUGAAUGCACUCUGUAUUCUGAAUCUUCCUGUUGCUAUGCAAACUUCACAGAGCAAUUGGCUCAUUCCCCAGUAAUUAAAGUAAGCAACAGCUACUGGAACAGAUGUGGGCAGCUCAGUAAAUCCUGUGAAGAUUUCACAAAGAAAAUCGAGUGCUUUUACCGGUGUUCUCCACACGCUGCUCACUGGAUCAACCCCAGAUAUACUGCUUUUGCCAUCUCUACCUUUUCCUCUGCUAAGCUGCUGCCCUGCACAAUAAUAAUGUCCCAAGCUGAAAGCAGGACGGAGUCACUCUCUGUCCCAGCCCAGGGACUCGGCAGCACCACGCUGCUCUCCAUGAGGGCACUGCGCUGCUGCUCGAACACCCGCCUCCACAGCUCAGCUUUGUGCAGGUACGAAGCCUGCAAAGAUGAUUCCAUUUGUGCCCAUAACUGGCUGACGGACUGGGAACGGGAUGAAAGAGGAGAAAACCACUGUAAGAGUAAAUGCAUGCCAUACAGGGAGAUGUAUGCAAAUGGGACCGACAUGUGCCAGAGCAUGUGGGGGGAAUCAUUCAAGGUCAGCAAAUCCUCCUGCCUCUGCUUGCAAAUGAACAAGAAGGACAUGGUGGCAAUCAAGCAUCUCCUCUCCGAAAGCUCAGAGGAAAGCUCCAGUAUCAGCAGCAGUGAGGAGCACUCCUGCCAAAAGAGACUCCUGAAGUUUGAGGCACUGCAGCAAGAAGAAGGGGAAGAGACGAGAUGAAUUUUGGUGGGUGAACGUCAGGAGGAGAGAAAUCAUUGUGGAAGUUGGGCUCAGGGCAUCACAGCAGCCUGUCUUAUCCCUCACUUCUGAGAACUCAAUAAAUCAAUGGUUGGCUAUAUUAAUCCUUCUCUGAGUUUUUCUGCAUCUGCAUCACAAAGCUCCCA